Molecule: messenger RNA, 1664 nt
Organism: Microbotryum saponariae
Lineage: Eukaryota; Fungi; Basidiomycota; Microbotryomycetes; Microbotryales; Microbotryaceae
Source: the annotation of a GenBank genome assembly
AUGGCCAACCGACUGGCGCACUCGCAUGCCACCGGCCUCUGGCGCUCGACCACGCUGUGCUGUAGCUCGACCACCGCGGCCGCCUCCUCGGUCGGCGCAGCUCGCCUCGCCGUCGGAUCCGCUGCCUCGCCCCUCCGACGUCGGACCCUGUUCGGCUUUGGCUCAGCUAAACCCAAGUCACCUCCACCGGCCCCACCUCGUCCCCUCUUGGCGCAGGACGACCUCUUCCACCCGCUCAGCCGUUCGCCGUUCGCCGAGAUGCGCGCAAAGGGCGAGCGCAUCAAGCAACUCGCCUACUGCCCUGCCUCCCUCGACCUCCACGGCGAGAAGGUCCAUGUCGCGUACGAGUGCCCCGAGUGCGGCUUCCCGACCCAUGCCAGUCGUGAGCGGUACGAUCAAGACACGGAGAAGGCGCGCUACUGGCCGAGGCUCAGGGAAGCGAACGAGGACGAGCAUGAUCUGCGCAGUGGGCGUGAGAUGACCGAGUUCAACCUGCCAGGUCAGUUGUAGUUGCGGCAGAAAUCGUAGAGCGAACCAUGCCCCUCUUCUCAUGCAUGUGUAGCUCUACGACCCCUCCCCCAUAGGCGAGCAAGCCUACGAAGAGGCCGUCUCGAUGGGCAACUGGGACGUCUUCCUCUACACCCGCGGAUUCCCCUCCAUCGACACCGAGAGGUCGAGAAGACACGUGUCCAAACUGCUCACGUACCCGCUCUCGAUCGGGUCGGUGCUGCAUGAGAGCAGCCCGUAUACACUUCGCAACCAGCGUCUUCUUCCCGAAGGACUGCGAUCCCUCUUUGGUCAGUCCGAAGCGAAGCGACUUUCACCGCUCUCUAGCCAGCCGUGCUGACCGUCCGCUACCUCUUGUCCUUUUCACCUUAUAGCCCUUCGGCAAUCUUUACAUCCUUCCGCAUCAUCUGCGAACGCAAAGGGCGGCGCCCCUCCCGUCCCGAUCCGAAUCUUUGUGCUCGGCGCCCGAGCCGAAUCCUCCCUCCCUUCGCAUGUCCUCGGUCAACUAUCGCACCUGUUCCCUCGCAUCCCACUACACGUCUACUUCAUCGGACCCGAAGCGCACAUCCCCGCCAAGUCACCCAACACGGACCCGACCAAAGUCUACGGCGUGCCGUCCUACACGCGCAUCGAUUCUGAAUACCUCUCCGUGACGAACCUCCGAGCGCCGUAUGACGAAGUGCACGACCUCUUGGGACCUUUCGAUCCUUACCUCGACGUCUUCUUCUCCUUCUCACCCGGUUUCGGCUUCCCGGAUGAACAAGACCCUACGAGGACCCAACUCGAGACCAACUGGUCAAGUUCGAUCCUCUCGAUCCUCGAAACCAAAUGCGCCCUCUUCUGCACCGGGUUCAGUCCCGCCGACGUGGAGAGGGACGUCGUCGCUCUUGAUAAAGCGGAGGGUAUCAAGGGCGAAUUCGAUUGGUUGUUGACGCCGGGGGAGAACGUAUUUGGGAGUGAGAAGUGGGAAGUCGCCGAAUUCGAUCCGAGGGUAGCGGUCAAGACCAAUUGGGGGAUUUGGGGGAUUCGGUUAGUCGAGAUGCUCUCUGUGUUGAUCCGAAGUGGGACUUGAUCACUAAUCUGACUCGUUCCUUUCGAUCCUCCCUCGGCACAGAGGAAAGCGAUAUGAAGUCAAGCAAGAUCGGAGCGAGGAGUGA